AUGGUAGAUCUUGUUGAUCAGAGUGUUAUUCCUGAUCCAAUUACACAGCAGACUUCUGUUGCUCAAAAUUCAGCCGUGGAAAACACCACAGCAAUUGAGUCUCAACUCAAUCCUUAUCUGAUUCACCAUUCGACUGCUCCAACUACUAUAUUGGUCACUCAACAGUUACUGGGAGCAAGCAAUUACAAUUCAUGGUCAAGAUCCAUGAUUAUUGCGUUAUCUGGUAAGAAUAAGGUCGGAUUCGUUGACGGAACUAUUCAAAAGCCAAAAGGAAAUCUUCUCGCGGCGUGGAAAUGUAUUAACGAUAUCAUUACUUCUUGGAUUCUUAAUUCUGUAUCCAAGGAAAUUGCUGCAAGUUUUGUCUACACUGGAUCUGCGAAGGAAAUUUGGGAUGAGCUCAAGGAACGCUUUCAGUAA
Messenger RNA from Momordica charantia (bitter melon), 417 nucleotides. RefSeq lists its product as uncharacterized. NCBI's taxonomy places the organism in Eukaryota, Viridiplantae, Streptophyta, Magnoliopsida, Cucurbitales, Cucurbitaceae. The record is from RefSeq and is a predicted model, not a curated record.